This is a messenger RNA of Cygnus atratus (black swan), 2370 nucleotides long. RefSeq names its product zinc finger protein 282-like. Gene Ontology annotation, biological process: regulation of DNA-templated transcription. The record is from RefSeq and is a predicted model, not a curated record. NCBI's taxonomy places the organism in Eukaryota, Metazoa, Chordata, Aves, Anseriformes, Anatidae.
AUGUCGCUACAGGUCCCUGGGACAUCUGAUAAUGCGGCAGCACAUGAGGGGAAGAACCUGGAAGACUGGCAGAAAGAGCUUUACAAGAAAGUGAUAAAGGAGAAUUACAAAUCCUUAACUACUUUGGGUAAAGACUGUCCUGUUCCCAACAUCGAUAUCCGGCUGAGGGUAGUGCUGGGUGUCAAGGAGCAGCGGAGUUUUGAGGAAAGAGAAAUUCCUGCAAGUCUCAGCACAGGUCCCCCCUCCUUGUCUCCUCCUGUUCCCCUUGUCCCCCUUGUCCCCCCGUCCCGCACGGGGAGGCCCCGCCGAGCGCCCCGGGCCAGCAGCGUCCCGCGGGGGGAAGAAGCCUCUCCGCGGGGCCCCGGUGCCGCUCCCGGUGCCGCUCCCGGUGCCGGUGCCGGGCCGGUAGGCGGCAGUGCUCCUCGCUUCGCCGCUCCCCCCGCCCGCGCCCGCCAAGCACCGGCGAGGCGGAUGCAAUUCCCCGGCUGCCCCUGGCUCCUCGGCGGGGCGGCGGGGCCCGGCCCGCAGCGCGCAGCCACCGACAGCGGCCCCGGCAGCGGCCCCGGCAGCGGCCCCGGCCCCGGCGCGGCGGCGGGCGGCCCCGCGGCCCCGCUCGGCAGCGCGCUCUCCCCGCCGCGGCCCGGCCCCAGCCGCCGGGGCCCGGCCCAGCUCCGCGGGGCCAUGGCCGAGUGGGCGCCCGCCCAGGUGCAGGAGUGGAACGUGGAGCCCCCCCACCUGAUGCCGCUGCAGCCGCCGCUGCUGCCCGAGCGGGCGCACGUGCGGGAGGCGCAGCUGCACUCCGCCGAGGCCUCGCUCUGGACCGUGGUGGCCACGGUGCAGGCGAUGGAGAGGAAGAUCGACCUCCUGGCCACCCGCCUGCUCAGCCUGGAGGGCCGCUCCGGCACGGCCGAGAAGAAGCUCCUGGACUGCGAGAAAACCGCCAUGGAGUUCGGCAACCAGCUGGAGAGCAAGUGGGCCGUGCUGGGCACCCUCAUCCAGGAGUACGGGCUGCUGCAGCGGCGCCUGGAGAACGUGGAGAACCUGCUGAAGAACAGGAACUUCUGGGUGCUGCGCCUGCCCCCUGGCCCCCGGGGCGAGGUGCCCAAGGUGCCGGUGACGUUUGUUGACAUUGCCGUCUACUUCUCGGCGGAGGAGUGGAAGAAUUUGGAGGAGUGGCAGAAGGAGCUGUACAAUAACCUGGUGAAGGAGAACUAUGAGUCUUUGAUCUCCCUGGACGCAGCCCUGGCCAGGAGCGACGCGCAGCCCCGGCUGGAGCGCGGGGAGGUGCCCUGCGUCCCCGAGCAGAGGGACCUGGAGCCGCGGGAGCUGCCGGCGGACGCCUGCGCGGAGCCGCUGAUCUCCACCUCCGACAUCCUGUCCCGGAUCAAGCAGGAGGUGGCGUUCGUGGGGGAGCAGCAGUUCGGGGAGGACCGGGGGAUGCCCGCGGACCCCUGUGCAGGUGCUGACGCCUUGAUCACGGCGCACGACUUCUUGUCGUGGAUCAAGCAGGAGGAAGAGCCGUGCGUCAGGGAGCCCUGGGAGCUGCCGGAGAGGGAAAUCCUGACCGGUCCCGGCCCCGGUGAGCGAUGCCUGAGCCUGGGCUGGGGGGGGUUCUCAGCCCAGCAGGAACUGUGCGGCCUUUUUCCCCCUGCAGCCGGCGAGGGGCUGAUGGUGAAGACGGAGGAGCGGUGUCCCCGCGCCGAGCCCCCAGAGGAGGUGCUGCCGGGUGCCUCCGCGGAGCUGCUCUUCCCGGGCUCGGGCUUCGGGAGCCCCGAGGGACAGGCAGCGGUGGCCGGGGGAGCCCUGCCCGCACAGCACAGACUGGGCAAAGCCCUGGGUGCGGAGCCGGGGCCGGGGGCUGAGCCCGGGGGGGUCCCGGCUGCGGCGGCACCGUCCGAGGAGCGCCCUCACGGCUGCGCCGAGUGCGGGAAGAGCUUCAGCGGGAAGAAGAGCCUGCGGAUCCACCAGCGGAGCCACGCGGCCGAGCGCCCUUACCCCUGCGCCGAGUGCGGCAAGAGCUUCAACUGCCACUCGGGGCUGGUGCGGCACCAGAUGAUCCACCGCGGCGAGCGGCCCUACAAGUGCGCCGAGUGCGGCAAGUGCUACAGCCGCAAGGAGCACCUGCAGAACCACCAGCGGCUGCACACGGGCGAGCGGCCCUUCGUCUGCGCCGCCUGCGGCAAGAGCUUCAUCCGCAAGCAGAACCUGCUCAAGCACCAGCGCAUCCACACGGGCGAGCGGCCCUACCAGUGCCCGGCUUGCGGCCGCAGCUUCCGCUACAAGGAGUCCCUCAAGGACCACCAGCGCGUGCACGGGGCCGAAGCGGGACCCCCGCCGCUGCCACCCCCCGGAUUGCCCCCCGGGGACUAG